This is a messenger RNA of Westerdykella ornata, 593 nucleotides long. Its product is annotated as ribosomal protein S1. The record is from RefSeq and is a predicted model, not a curated record. NCBI's taxonomy places the organism in Eukaryota, Fungi, Ascomycota, Dothideomycetes, Pleosporales, Sporormiaceae. Gene Ontology annotation, cellular component: ribosome; cytosolic small ribosomal subunit. Gene Ontology annotation, molecular function: structural constituent of ribosome; RNA binding. The coding region runs from base 1 to 348 and encodes 115 amino acids. Gene Ontology annotation, biological process: translation. The transcript is spliced from 3 exons.
AUGUCUUACAACAAGCCUGAGAAGGACUUCGAGGGCCCCAAGAUCCACAAGAUCCGCAUCACCCUGACGUCCCGCAACGUCAAGUCUCUCGAGAAGGUCUGCGAGGAGCUCAUCGGCCGCGCCAAGACCAAGGACCUCCGCGUCAAGGGCCCCGUCCGCCUCCCCACCAAGAACCUCAAGGUCACCACCCGCAAGACCCCCUGCGGUGAGGGUUCCAAGACCUGGGAUACCUUUGAGAUGCGCAUCCACAAGCGUCUCAUUGACUUGAACGCCCCUACCGAGGUUGUCAAGCAGAUCAUCAUCAACAUCGAGGCUGGUGUCGAGGUCGAGGUUACGAUUGCUGCUUAAGUGCAGUGAUGUGUAAGACAUGACGGAUGGGUGGUGAGGAGGACGAAGGUGGAAGGGAUAUCGCGAUGUAGCGAAGAAUACAUGAAUGGGGUCAUUCCCUGCAAGUUGCACGCGUUUUGCUAAAGUGAUGUCUAUUGAAGUUAACAUUGACUUCUUCAGGUCGGAUUGAUUUCUUUCUCGGCAUACUGCACAAGGCGCCGACUCUCGCAGUAGCCAAUGAUAUACGACACUCACCGAAUAAAAGC